Molecule: messenger RNA, 1478 nt
Organism: Boleophthalmus pectinirostris (great blue-spotted mudskipper)
Lineage: Eukaryota; Metazoa; Chordata; Actinopteri; Gobiiformes; Gobiidae
Gene: lrrc34
Product: leucine rich repeat containing 34
Exons: 10
Coding region: 10-1257 (415 amino acids)
Molecular function (GO): protein binding
Source: RefSeq, a predicted model, not a curated record
GUUAGCAAGAUGCUAUCUGAAUUAUAUCACACCUUUUGUGCAGAAAAUGAAAUUAUACCCAAUAACUACAUUUCGGCCGUUUUGGAGGAAACGCCAAAGACAGAGAAAUAUGUUCUGAAACUUGCAGGAAAUGACACACUAAAACCUGCUGAAAGACUUCAUGACCGAGAUGCUCUAGCUCUCUCAAAAUGUCUGCUGAACACUAAAGAUGUGACAGGUCUAGAUCUGAGCUACAAUUUCAUUAGAGAUGAUGGCAUAAAACACUUGACUGAGCUCCUUCAGGUUAAUUAUCAAUUGUUGCGCUCUCUGGAUCUCACUUUCAAUGAGUUGGAGGACGAUGGAGCAGGAAUCCUCUCCCAUUGCCUCCAGUCAAAUACAACAUUACUGUCCCUCACUCUGUCGGGGAAUAAAGUGAAAAAUACAGGAGCAAUGAGUUUGGCUGGUCUCCUGCAGGUCAACAACACUCUCCAAGUCCUGCGCCUGGCCAACUGUGACAUGAAAACUGAGAGUGUCAUUGCUUUUGCCAUCGCGUUGACAACCAACCAGACACUGCGCUGCCUCGAUAUCAGUCGCUCUCUGACAUUUGGACCUGAGGAGGAAUGGCAUUGGGCAUUGCACUUCGCUCAUAUGCUGGCUCUGAACCAGAGCCUUGUGGAGCUGCAUUUAGGGACCAUGGGAAUAAUGACGUGUGGAAUUGAGAGACUGAGCAAAGGACUUCUCUUCAACUACACCUUAAAAUACCUCAAUCUGCACAGUAACAGGAUCACUCGGGACGACGUGCAGCCACUGGUCAACGUUUUGAUGAAGGAGAAUUGCGUUCUGGAGGUGCUCGAUCUCUCGUCCAAUCAGAUCCAAGACGAGGGUGCUGUACUUCUGAGUCAGGCUUUAACUUCUCCAAACUGUUCCCUCAGAGAGCUGUCUCUUUGCAGUAACAACAUCGACUGUGAAGGUUUGCUCGCUUUGGCCAACGCUCUGAAUCUGAACUCCACUUUAACUCACCUUUACAUCUGGGGCAACCACUUUAAGGAGAGUGUCUGCAAGGCUUUCAGAGACCUGCUGGACAGCGGCCGUCUGGACCCGGACCACACAGACGUCAGAGCUUAUGAAGUGGACGGUCAUGUUUAUCUCUCUUGGGUUUUUCAGACUUUGAGAAAACGAUUUUAUGAACCUGAAAACAACUUCAGCGUCGAAACAGGGGCCAGGCAAGAGCAGCCCACAAACAGAAUCGCUACAAAAGGAAUGAAGUUCUAUGUGUAAAGAUUUCCCUUUAUCCUACAUUUUUUUACAUUAUAAAACUAGUUCCUCUUCAAGAUUGUAUUUAUGACAACCCUGAUUUUGUCCUAAAGUUUUUAUAUGAUUUAUGUUUAAAAUGUAAAAUGAUUAAUUAUGGCAAGUAAUGUUGCUCAUUUUCUGUUUUAGCACUAGCAGCAUCUAGUGGUGACAAGUGAGACUGCAGUUUCUCAUUCAGCAAGUCAUUA